UUGGGUGUGUCAAUUCAUCAAUUGCUGUAAACAAAAUUUUAACUUUUUAGUUUAUAUUACAGAAUACUUUAAACUGCCUACAAAAUGUUUCGAAUAUGUUUGCUGAGCAUAUUUAUAUACCUGUUGCAAUGGAAGUAUAUAGAUGCUCAACAUCACUAUGAAUAUGAACGACAGGUUAAAAACAUGAUUUGGUGCACGAAAUCACUUGAGGAACAAUAUAAAUGUCAAAACUUGACUGUUGCUAUUGAACGGGAUCGAGCGAUAUUCGAUGAUGCUUAUCUGAAUCUCACAUGUUUUUUGGGUUACAGUGCGGAUGAGUGUAUUCACCAUAUUGAUCAUGAGAAAGCACACGUAACAACACUUGAUGCUGGCGAUGUUUUCACAGCUGGUAGAUACAAUUCUCUAGUACCUAUAAUGCAAGAGAAAUUUACAGGAGGAUUAGCCAAUUAUCAUGCUGUCGCUGUUGUCAAAAAAGAUACAUUGCAAGAUGUUUACAGUUUAAGGGAGUUGCGGAAUAAACGUGCCUGUUUCCCGUGGGUGGGUAGCAUGGCCGGAUGGAUUGUGCCCAUAUAUACGCUGCAACGUGAGGGUGGUAUGGAAGUGGUUGACUGUAACAAUCAAGUGAAAACCGCUGCCAAUUACUUUAAUAACUCGUGUGCCGUUUACUCAUUAAUUAACAAAUAUAAUCCGAUUGGAGAUAAUUCUGAUAAACUAUGUACCCUAUGUACGGGUAAAAUACCUGGUGGUAGAUGUACUGCGAGGGAUCCGUACUAUGGCUACGAUGGUGCAUUCCGUUGUCUCCUCGAAGCUGGUGAAGUGGCUUUUCUACGUGAUUCAACAGUCAUGGAAAUGUUACAAACUAAUGAAUUCGGUAGUUUAUCACCUGAUCGUUUCGAACUGCUUUGUCGUGAUGGGCGUCGGGUGGCUGUUAGCGAAUACCGCCAAUGCCACUGGGGUGUGAUUCCUUCGGAUGCAGUAGUCACAUCCUCUGCGCGGAAUUCAUUUGAACGAAAAAAGUUUCAACAAUUUUUAAGACGUGUAAUUGAACUGUAUUCAGAUGCUCUACGAGAAGAAGCCAAAGAGCAAAGUAUACGAUUAAAUGGCGAAGCGGGAAAUAAUUUCAAUUACAAUACGAAUAACAACGAUCAAUAUGGUAACACUUAUGGUGGAAAUAACAAUAAUCAGUAUAACUCGAAUAACCCAUACGACACGUCCAAUGCAUACAACCGCAACCCAUACGAUAAAUUUGAUAAUGGUAAUAGCGGUUUUCGCAACGAUCGUUUGGACUCCAGUUUCACAACAGAUCGCAAUUAUCCCGAAGGUACGAACGAGACCAUUUUAUAUGAAAAAUUCCGAAUCUUUGAGUCACGUCGACACGGCAAAGCAAACCUUAUGUUCCAGGAUUCCGCACGUUCGUUAUUAGUAAUUCCUGAAGAUGAUCAAUCAUUUAGCAAAUAUUUGCAAAGCACAACCACAUACAUCUAUGGCAUACGUGAUUGUCCAGUACCCAGCAUGACAUUGUGUGUAACAUCCGAUCCUGAACUGGAGAAAUGUAUUAAAAUGAAGAUUGCUUUAAAGGCGCAAAUUUUGAAACCUGAGCUGAUAUGCAAAAAGAUGCAUUCACAUAUCAAUUGCAUGCAAUGGAUCCAAUCCGGAAAGGCUGAUAUCGCUGUGUUUGAUGCAGGCGAUGUAUAUACUGGUGGAUUAAACUAUGAAUUGAUACCUUUCAUGUCUGAGGUAUACAAUUUGGGCGAACCAGAGUAUUAUGUUGUGGCCGUUGCGAAAGAAGAAGAUCCGGACACCGAACUUACAUAUCUAAAGGGAAAAUACACGUGUCACACUGGCAUUAACACCGCUGCCGGUUGGACCUACCCAAUGGCCUUUCUUAUUUCAAACGGCUGGAUACGUCCAUAUGGUUGCGAUUCAGUACGUGCUGCCGCUGAAUAUUUCACAAAAUCUUGUUUACCUGGCGCUAUUAGUAAUGAAUAUAAUACCGGAGUACCCUACGAUAGCAUGUGCGAUCUCUGUCAUGGCACAAGUUAUCGUUAUUGUAGACGCGAUGCAUCCGAAGACUAUUAUGGUCACACCGGUGCAUUCCGUUGCCUUGUGGAAGGUGGCGGACAUGUUGCGUUCAUGAAGCAUACCACUGUUAUGGAGAGCACGGGUGGCAAGCGUAAAGAGUGGUGGGCACGAAAUGCGCUCAACGACGAUUUUGAGCUACUUUGCACAGACGGUACACGCGCUGAGUUGCAUGACUAUAAAAAAUGUAACUUGGGUAAAGUUAAAGCAAAUGCAAUUGUAACCCGUGGCGGUGUCAACUACAAUCAGACUCAAAUCAAUGCAUACAUUAAUUUACUAACCUAUGCCCAACAACUGUAUGGACGCAAGAAUCUGGAUACGUUUAGCUUCAGUAUGUUCUCCUCACCGAUGGGCUAUUACGAUCUAAUCUUCCAAGACGCAACACGCCAACUACGUGUCAUACCACCCAAUCAACGGCGCUACGACACCUACCUUGGCAGCAACUUUAUGCGUGCGCGACGUAUCACUGACUGCUAUGCUGGUGCUGCGCAAUUAAUGGUGUCUCUGCCACUUUUCUUUAUGAUAUGUGCUUUUCUGUUGGGCUUUUGAGAAGCAAAUGAUUCCAUUCUAAAUUAUGGUAUUUUUAAAGUAAUUCCAAAAUAGUUCAAAAAUUGACACUUUUAAAACAAAUACCUUAGAUUAAGUAUAAUGAUGGAAUGAAUUGUCACAUCUUACGAAAUGUGACCUUUGACAUUUAUACGAAUAAGUUUUACAAAACAAUGUACGCAGUGCAUUUUGCAACAAAAGCACAAAAUGUAGAUUCUUUAUAAAAUUGCACACUUAUGUAUCUCGGAUAAGCAAAUUAUUGUCCAUAUAUAUUCUCGAAUAGUUAGUAAGCGGAAACAUAUAUACCUUGUUGGUCAGUGCCUUACAUUAAA
Messenger RNA from Zeugodacus cucurbitae (melon fly), 2957 nucleotides. It is a transcript of the gene Tsf2, whose product is annotated as melanotransferrin. The record is from RefSeq and is a predicted model, not a curated record. Lineage: Eukaryota; Metazoa; Arthropoda; Insecta; Diptera; Tephritidae. Gene Ontology annotation, cellular component: extracellular region; recycling endosome; plasma membrane. Bases 85 to 2628 code for a protein of 847 amino acids. Gene Ontology annotation, biological process: iron ion transport. The transcript is spliced from 8 exons.